AUGGUGGAUCGUUUAGUUAAUAGCGAAGCAAAUGCCAGACGAAUUGCUAUGGUGGAGAACUGCUUCGGCAGUUCUGGCCAGCCGCUUGCAGAACAAGGCAGAGUGCUUGUGGGGGAAGGUGUCCUGACAAAAAUGUGCCGCAAGAAGCCAAAAGCUAGACAGUUUUUUCUGUUUAAUGAUAUACUUGUAUAUGGCAAUAUUGUCAUCAACAAAAAAAAAUAUAAUAAGCAGCAUGUUAUCCCAUUAGAAGAAGUGAAAUUAGAGUCUCUUAAAGAUGAAGGACAAUACCGCAAUGGCUGGUUGAUACGCACUGCCUCCAAAUCCUUUGCUGUUUAUGCUGCAACAGCCACUGAAAAAGAAGAGUGGAUGGCUCACAUAGAAAAGUGCAUAGAAGAUUUGCUAAGAAAGAGUGGUAAACAGCCUCCAUUGGAACAUGCUGCUGUGUGGGUGCCAGACAAUGAAGCCGCAAUAUGUAUGCAUUGUAAGAAGACUCAGUUUACUGUUCUAAAUAGGAGGCAUCACUGUCGCAAAUGCGGCUCUGUGGUCUGCGGGCCGUGCUCAUCGAAGCGAUUCGUUCUUCGCGGUCAGAGCGAGAAGCCGUUACGCGUGUGCCUACAAUGCUACGACGAGCUGAACAGGGAGCGCGCCCGUGUCAAUCCCGCACCGCAGCAGCCUAGCACUGUGCCCGUGAAAGUGGUUGCGGACGCGGCGGGCUCAGGUGGGGACUCCUCUCCAGACGACGACAGCGACGACGAGGACGAACGCGCCGCCGCCGAACAGAAACACGACGAGCCAAAGUUCUAUGGUGAUGGCGAAAAGACUGAAGAGAUCAACAAUCAUUCGUCCAAGGAAACCAAA
Molecule: messenger RNA, 858 nt
Organism: Iphiclides podalirius (scarce swallowtail)
Lineage: Eukaryota; Metazoa; Arthropoda; Insecta; Lepidoptera; Papilionidae
Source: the annotation of a GenBank genome assembly